This is a messenger RNA of Schistocerca nitens (vagrant locust), 2667 nucleotides long. It is a transcript of the gene Ddx1, whose product is annotated as ATP-dependent RNA helicase Ddx1. Gene Ontology annotation, molecular function: nucleic acid binding; protein binding; ATP binding. Lineage: Eukaryota; Metazoa; Arthropoda; Insecta; Orthoptera; Acrididae. The record is from RefSeq and is a predicted model, not a curated record. The transcript is spliced from 14 exons. Bases 120 to 2336 code for a protein of 738 amino acids.
ACUGAGAGUUUUGAAAGGUCAGAGAGUGUAGCACGGAAGAGUUGUGUAGUGUUGCGGAAUACCGGUGUUGAUGUCUGUCAUUUGGUCUUCGUCGUGUCGGUAAUAAUAAAUACACAAAAAUGACGGCUUUCGAAGAGAUGGGUGUAUUACCAGAAAUUGCCAAAGCUGUUGACGAAAUGGACUGGAUGUUGCCAAUGGAUGUCCAGGCUGAGGCAAUACCAUUGAUUUUGGGUGGUGGAGAUGUUUUGAUGGCUGCAGAAACUGGCAGUGGUAAAACUGGUGCCUUUUGUCUCCCAAUUAUUCAAAUCGUCUGGGAAACUUUGAAGGAUCUUGAGGCUGGCAAAGGCAGUACGCCUAAAGUUAUUGCUCAGACAUCACCACACUGGACCCUCAGUUUCUUUGACAGGGGUCAUGCAAUGGCUGUAACACCAGAUGGACUGAGAUGUCAAUCACGGGAGCAGAAGGAAUGGCACGGAUGUAGAGCAACGAAAGGUGUCCAAGGGAAGGGUCGUUACUAUUACGAGGCAACAGUUACUGAUGAAGGCUUGUGCAGAGUUGGGUGGUCCACACAACAGGCUAACCUCGAUCUUGGAACUGACAAAUUUGGCUUUGGAUUUGGAGGCACUGGGAAGAAGUCAAACAACAAACAGUUUGACAGCUAUGGUGAAGAAUUUGGGAUCCAUGACACCAUUGGGUGCUUUCUUGAUUUGGACUCGGGGGAAAUAAAGUUCUCAAAAAAUGGUGUUGAUUUAGGCAAGGCUUUCUCAAUUCCACCACAAAUAAAAAACUCUGCAUUCUUCCCAGCAGUUGUUCUAAAGAAUGCAGAGAUGUCAUUCAAUUUUGGGACACAACCUUUCAAACAUCCACCAACUGAUGGAUAUUUGGCCAUUUGUGAAGCUCCUAAAGAAUAUGUGAAGCAAAAUGAAACUGGAACUGGAGCUGCUUCAUCACAGAGCAAGUCAGUGAAGAAUGCUCCUCAGGCAAUUGUUAUAGAGCCAUCUCGUGAAUUAGCUGAACAAACAUAUAACCAGAUAAUUAAGUUCAAAAAGUACUUGGAGAAUCCAAAAGUACGUGAACUGUUGGUGAUUGGUGGUGUCAAUGUCAAGGACCAAAUUGCAGCACUGAUGGCAGGAGUUGACAUAGUUGUGGGAACACCAGGCCGCUUGGAGGAUCUGAUAUCUGCUGGUCAUCUCUCUCUCACUCAGUGCAGAUUUUUUGUUUUGGACGAAGCUGAUGGUCUUCUCAAACAGGGCUACACUGAACUCAUCGACAGAUUACAUCGUCAGAUCCCAAAAAUUACAUCUGAUGGCCGAAGACUGCAGAUGAUUGUCUGUUCAGCUACUCUACAUGCUUUCGAAGUGAAAAAAAUGGCGGAACGUCUCAUGCAUUUUCCCACAUGGGUUGACUUGAAAGGUGAAGAUGCUGUUCCUGAAACUGUACACCAUGUUGUGGUAAUGGUAGACCCCCAGAAGGACUCAAAUUGGCACAAUCUACGUCGCCAUAUUCAAACUGAUGGUGUCCAUGCGAGAGACAAUGUUCGGCCAGGAAAUAACACUGCAGAAACACUUUCUGAAGCCAUCAAGAUGCUGAAAGGUGAAUACUGUAUGCGUGCAAUCAAUGAACACAAAAUGGAUCGGGCAAUAAUAUUUUGUAGAACAAAGCUGGACUGUGACAACCUGGAGAAAUACAUGAACCAAUUGGGUGGUGGCCCUCACAAUCGGGGCAAUCCAUAUUCAUGUGUUUGUCUACAUGGAGACCGUAAACCUGCAGAGAGAAAGAGCAACCUUGAAAAAUUCAAACGCCAAGAAGUGAAGUUUCUUAUUUGUACAGAUGUAGCAGCAAGAGGUUUAGAUAUUUCUGGACUACCAUUUAUGAUCAAUGUCACAUUGCCUGAUGAAAAGUCCAAUUAUGUACAUCGCAUCGGUAGAGUUGGACGAGCGGAAAGGAUGGGUCUAGCAAUUUCACUUGUGUCAUCUGUGCCAGAAAAAGUGUGGUAUCACGGUGAAUGGUGUCCUAGUCGAGGACGGAAUUGUCACAACACUAGAUUGACUGAUGAAGGAGGCUGCUGCAUUUGGUACAAUGAACCACAGUACUUGGCAGACAUAGAAGACCAUCUGAAUGUGACUAUCCAGCAAGUUGAACCCGAUUUAAAAGUUCCUGUUGAUGAAUUUGAUGGGAAGGUUGUUUAUGGUCAGAAGAGGCAGAAUGUUGGUUCAUCAUAUGAGAAUCACGUAGCACAAAUGGCACCUUCUGUGAAGGAGCUAGCACAGCUGGAAAGCAAGGCACAGCUCAUAUAUCUUAAACGACAGUACAUAAAGGAGGGCCGUGCUUGGUAACUUGACAUCUAAUAAAUGUUCAUAAAGAUGUCACAUUAAUUCAGAAUGACUGUGUAGGUCCUUUACAGAGGAUCAGCUUACAACAUGGAGUAGAUGCAGUGUAUCUCAUAAUAUUAAUUUUUGUAAACAUCUUAUUUAUAGUUAUGUUUCUGAGAUCGUCAGUCUUGAAUUAACUUUCAGAAUUGACUGGACAAGGAAAUUCAAGUUUAUGGCAGUGGUAACAUUCUGAUGAUUCACUACAAAUGAGACUUAACUUGAUUGCUGUUCUCCAAUAACAAAAAUAAAACAAAUGUAAAAAUUUGCUCAUUAAAUAUUUAUAUGUUGAACUCCA